This is a messenger RNA of Centruroides sculpturatus (bark scorpion), 2007 nucleotides long. RefSeq names its product sialin-like. The record is from RefSeq and is a predicted model, not a curated record. NCBI's taxonomy places the organism in Eukaryota, Metazoa, Arthropoda, Arachnida, Scorpiones, Buthidae. Gene Ontology annotation, molecular function: transmembrane transporter activity. Gene Ontology annotation, biological process: monoatomic anion transport; transmembrane transport. The coding region runs from base 283 to 1701 and encodes 472 amino acids. The transcript has 10 exons.
CUUUACUAUUACACUCGUGGAGAUAUAAUGGAAAUUUCCGUCUAAAAUUUAUAUUUUAUAACUCUAGUAGACGUCAAUAAAUAAUAUAUAUCCAUUACUAUAAUAAUACAAAGAACUUUAUAUCACUUUAAAUCAUAAGAAGAGAAAAGAGAGGGAGAAUUCCAAAUCGAAUUUAUUGUUGGAAGUAAAUCAAUAACACAGAAUAAAGAAAAUAUAUCAAAAUAUUAACAGAUACGUUAAAUAUUUUAAAAGUAUUGGAAGUAUUCUCUUCGUGAUAUAAUUAUGGCACAUAAAGUUUAUAUUCCCGCUCGUUACGUAUUGGUAUUCUCUAUAUUUUGGAUGUAUACAAUAAUGCACUGCCAAAGAGCUGUGCUGAAAGUCGCUAUUUUAGCCAUGCUUAAUCAUUCAGCCAUCUCCAACACGUAUAAUACAACUUCAAAAAAAUGCCCAGCAAACUCUCAGCAAAAUUCUACAUCCAGUUACAAAGAGGGUUCUUAUGUAUGGACACAACCCACUCAAGGAAUAAUUCUGGGAAGUGAAUAUUACGGUUUCGUAUUUGCCGAACUCGUUGGAGGGACCAUUACUUUUUUAUUCGGUCCAAAAAAAAUUUUCAUAAUUUCUUCAUUACUCUCUUCAAUAUUAUGCAUUUUAACACCGUUUUGUGCAGAUGUCGGUGUUUCAGUGAUAUCAUUAUGUCAAGCUAUCUUCGGAUUUGGACAGGGUCUUGUAUUUUACGGAUCUUUUACACUGUUAGUAAGAUGGAGUCCAGAAAACGAAAAAUCCACAUUAUCAUCAGUUUCAUUAUCUGGUAUGCAAGUCGGUACGUUUGUUGGUUUAAUUACGACAGGAUAUAUCUGUGAACACAUUGGAUGGCCGUUUAGCUUCUACAUAUUUGGUGUAUGUGGGAUUGUCUUUUCUUUAUGUGUCACGUUUACAGUUUAUGACAGACCUGAAAAACAUCCUAGAAUAUCUGACAAAGAAUUGACGUUUCUUAACGAAUGCGUAACAAACGUCGCCUCAAGAGAAACGAAGUUGAAUAUUCCCUGGAAACAAAUUUUAACAUCCAGAGUAGUAUGGAUAUUAGCUCUGACGAAAAUUUGUGUUGGUUUCGGUUAUUAUACAAUAUUGACUAAGAUUCCAUCAUAUUUAGAGAUUAUUCUUCACUUUCCUAUCCAGCAGAAUGGAAUUGUGAGUGCAUUAGUUUAUUCAGUGGAUGCUAUAGCCAUAUUUAUUUCUGGUUUCAUUGCUGAUUUCAUAAAAGCUCGUAAAUAUUUAAGUAUAACUAAUAUCAGAAAACUUUGCGAGACAAUUGCUACGUGUGGUCCGGCAUUAGGCAUCUUAGCGAUUUCAUUUCUAGGCUGCGAGAGUACAAAUGUAAUUAUUUGUUUAAUGAUUGGAAUGGGAUGUUUUGGCUUUAAUGUUUCAGGAGAUGUUGCAAUAGCGCUUGAUUUAGCUCCAGAAUUUGCAGGUGUCAUUUUCGGAUUGACUAGUAGUUUAUAUAACGCUGCAGGUAUAUUCUCACCCUAUGUUGCUGGAGUUAUAUUAGAUAAAAACGAAGGAGACAUGAUUCAAUGGAGCUACGUGUUUUAUAUGGUCUCUUCGGCUUACAUUCUGGGUGGUGUAAUUUUUAUAUUUGGAGCUACUGCAAAAGUUCAACCUUGGGCUACCAUUAAUACAGACAAGAAACAAGACAACAAUUAAUCAUGAAUAUAAAUCGAAUUUUAUUUGGAACGAUAAAAAUUCUGCUUAUAGAAUAAUUAGAAGCCAAGACAUGUAAAAUUAGAUACUCUUUAACUUUGAUCAGAAAAAUAUCACAGUUGGCGGCUAUCGGUUUCCUUCGAAGGAUUCGCAUGUUUUCAUUGUUAAUUUUUCAAUGGCAAAAAAAAAAUUAAUAAAUCUGUUAUUCCCCGCUGUAGUUUAUAAAGUACAUACGUAUAUAUAUUAAUUUCCCAUAUGAAUCUUAAUUAAUUCAAAUAAUUCCUCUAUUUUUGCAGUUGUUUUGUGUUA